CAACGGAGCGGGCAGCGUGCGGCGUUUCCUGCCUUGGGCUCCAGAACAAAGCGCUGUUAGCGCUCGCUCGGCUCCCGCUCCGAGAGGGGCUCGCACCAAACUGGCUUACCAGAGGAGAUCAAGAUGAGUCUACGGAAGCAGACCCCCAGUGACUUCCUAAAACAGAUCAUUGGAAGGCCAGUUGUUGUGAAAUUAAACUCUGGAGUUGAUUAUCGAGGUGUCCUGGCUUGCCUGGAUGGAUAUAUGAACAUAGCUCUGGAGCAGACUGAGGAGUAUGUAAAUGGACAGUUAAAGAACAAGUAUGGAGAUGCAUUUAUCCGAGGAAAUAAUGUGUUGUACAUAAGCACCCAGAAGAGGAGGAUGUGAAGAUGCCAGAAGGAGGCUGUUUUUUUUGUACUUGUGAGCCUCUUUGAAGUGAUGAGCCUUAUUUGAUUUGUAGUUCAAAAUCCACAGGUGAAAUACACAAGUGUUUAAGUAUUUUUUUUAAAUAAAUGUAAAUGUGAGUGUAAACUGCCUGAAUGCUUUUGUUUCAAAGCAUUGCUUUGUUCCAUUGUACAAAAGAAAAAUAAAAAGGAAGCUUGUAAUAGUGCUGCAAGACUAA
Messenger RNA from Passer montanus (Eurasian tree sparrow), 601 nucleotides. RefSeq names its product LSM6 homolog, U6 small nuclear RNA and mRNA degradation associated (gene LSM6). Gene Ontology annotation, molecular function: RNA binding. The coding region runs from base 124 to 366 and encodes 80 amino acids. The record is from RefSeq and is a predicted model, not a curated record. Gene Ontology annotation, biological process: mRNA splicing, via spliceosome; maturation of SSU-rRNA. NCBI's taxonomy places the organism in Eukaryota, Metazoa, Chordata, Aves, Passeriformes, Passeridae. Gene Ontology annotation, cellular component: U6 snRNP; nucleolus; U4/U6 x U5 tri-snRNP complex. The transcript has 4 exons.